Brassica napus (rape) is the source of this 2705-nucleotide messenger RNA. RefSeq names its product serine/threonine-protein kinase BLUS1-like. Bases 371 to 2419 code for a protein of 682 amino acids. Gene Ontology annotation, molecular function: protein serine/threonine kinase activator activity; protein kinase activity; ATP binding. Lineage: Eukaryota; Viridiplantae; Streptophyta; Magnoliopsida; Brassicales; Brassicaceae. The transcript is spliced from 22 exons. The record is from RefSeq and is a predicted model, not a curated record. Gene Ontology annotation, biological process: protein phosphorylation.
GUUUCUCUUAGCUUUUCCUCGAGAUUCUUUCUGCUAAGCGGAAACCCGACGACAGAGAAGCAACAACACCAGAGGAGGAGAGAAGCGAAGUCCACAACGAAGACGAGAAAGCGAGAGAGAUUCUAACCUCUCUCUCUCGUUCCACGAUUUCAAAUAAUCUCUUCUCAUUAGCAGAUCGAUCGCAAAUCAUCAAUCUCCACCACCGCCGUAAUUGACGACGCUGACUACGCCUUCCUUUGUUUUCUGCGUGAUAGGAGGAUCAUCAAGUCAGCUUAAGCUACGCCUCCUCCGUUGACUUGACUUCAGAUAAAUAUCUUGGUGGUAGAAUGACAUUGUUGAUAUCUCUGCUGCGUUGAAGAAGUGUAAGAAGAUGCUGGCGAAUUGGAAGUCGAAUUAUUUUGAAGAGAAAAAGUUUCCUCUCAAUGCGAAAGACUAUAAGCUACAAGAAGAAAUUGGAGAUGGUGUCAGUGCCACUGUGCACAAAGCUUUGUGCAUACCGCUUAACGAGGUCGUUGCUAUCAAGGUUCUUGAUCUUGAAAAGUGCAACAACGAUCUGGAUGGGAUCCGGAGAGAGGUGCAAACAAUGAGCUUGAUCAACCAUCCGAAUGUGUUGCAAGCACAUUGCUCAUUUACCGCUGGGCACCAGCUAUGGGUUGUGAUGCCUUACAUGGCGGGAGGAUCCUGUCUCCAUAUAAUAAAGUCUUCUUAUCAAGACGGAUUUGAGGAACCUGUUAUUGCUACUUUACUCCGUGAGACUCUGAGAGCUCUUGUGUAUCUUCAUGCUCAUGGACAUAUCCAUAGGGAUGUGAAGGCUGGAAAUAUACUACUGGACUCUAAUGGUGUCGUUAAGCUAGCAGACUUUGGAGUAUCAGCUUGCAUGUUCGAUACAGGAGAUAGACAACGUUCCAGAAAUACAUUCGUUGGGACUCCAUGCUGGAUGGCUCCUGAAGUCAUGCAGCAGCUACAUGGAUAUGAUUUUAAAGCAGAUGUAUGGUCAUUUGGAAUAACAGCACUUGAACUGGCUCAUGGUCAUGCCCCAUUUUCCAAGUAUCCGCCAAUGAAAGUUUUGCUGAUGACCUUACAAAAUGCACCUCCCGGACUUGACUACGAGAGAGACAAAAGAUUUUCAAAAGCAUUUAAAGAGAUGGUGGGUACAUGCCUAGUGAAGGACCCAAAGAAGCGCCCAACUUCAGAAAAGCUUUUAAAGCACCCUUUCUUCAAACAAGCUCGCCCACCUGAUUACUUGGCUAAAACAAUUCUCAAUGGUCUUCCUCCAUUAGGUGAACGUUAUAGAACGAUAAAGUCAAAGGAAGCUGAUCUGUUGAUGCAAAACAAGUCUGAGUACGAAGCACACCUAUCACAGCAAGAAUACAUAAGGGGAAUAAGCGCUUGGAAUUUCAAUCUCGAGGACCUAAAGAGUCAGGCUGCCCUUAUUUCAGAUGAUGAUAGUUCACAUGCUGAAGAGCCUGAUUUCAACAGAAAGCAAUGUGAAAGGCAGGAUGAAUCUGCUCUUUCCCCUGAAAGGGCUAGCAGCUCAGAAACAACUCCCAGUCAGGAUGACGAAUUAAACGAUAUACAAGAUUUGGAGAGUUCUUUCGCCUCGUUUCCAAUCAAACCUCUUCAAGCACUGAAAGGGUGCUUUGAUGUCGGCGAAGACGAGGAUAAUGCAACUACUCCUGAUUGGAAAGAUGCUAGCCUAAUGAGUUCUGGACAACAGCAUUUAACAAAGGCUUCUUCUAUUGGAUCUCUGGCCCACACCACGAAAGAAGAGGACACUGCAGCACAAAAUUCUUAUUUACCACGUCAUGUCAUUUCUGAACAAAAAAAAUAUUCGAGUGGUUCACUUAUACCAGAGAGUACUUACUCUCCAAAAAGAAUCUCAAUGGAAGCUGACAGGGAGUUUCAACUGCGUAGAUAUCAGAGCGAGCGGAGCUACAGCGGAUCAUUGCAGCGCACCAAGAGAGAUACUGUGGACGAGAUGUCAGAUUCCCCGCAUGUGGAGCACAAGGGACGAUUUAAGGUCACAUCAGCAGAUCUCAGUCCUAAGGGAUCUACAAACUCUACAUUCACACCGUUUAGCAGCGGUGGUUCAAGCAGCCCGAGCUCCCUCACGACCGCAUCAAUCCUCCCAUCAGUUCAGUCGAUGUUGCAGCACAACACCAUGCAACGGGAAGAGAUAUUGAGAGUACUAAAACACCUGGAGCAAACCUCUGUUAAGCAGCAACCUGGAUCACCAGAGACAAGCGUCGAUGAGCUACUGCAGAUGACGCCUGCAACUGCACGGGAGAGAGAGCUUCAGACCCAACUCAUGCUAAUGCAACAAAGCUUUUUGAGCCUAACAGAAGAAGUAAAGAAAUUGAAGCAGAGAAAUGGGCAGGUAGAGAAUCAGUUAAACGCAUUAACGCAGAGAAACGAUUGAGUCUCGUUAAGUCAUGAAGACAACAAAACACAAGCUCAGGGAUGAAACUGGGGAUAUCUCGAGUCAAAACCCCAAAGUCCCUUUUCAAGACGAAGAAGAAAGAGAGAUUUGUGUGUUUAUAUUUAUAUAUUUAUUGGGUGUAAUUUAUUUGACAGGUUAAAUAUUAUGCGACAGCCACUACUACUACAAUGUUUGUCUUGGCGUUGUCCUUUGACAGCCUAUGUUUGGUUUAUGAUGUGCUAUAUACUUACAUCGUUUGUAUUAUUAUAUGUUCUUUGUUUAUUCA